Messenger RNA from Octodon degus (degu), 3630 nucleotides. RefSeq names its product lin-54 DREAM MuvB core complex component (gene Lin54). Gene Ontology annotation, biological process: regulation of DNA-templated transcription. Gene Ontology annotation, cellular component: nucleus. The record is from RefSeq and is a predicted model, not a curated record. Bases 232 to 2481 code for a protein of 749 amino acids. The transcript has 13 exons. NCBI's taxonomy places the organism in Eukaryota, Metazoa, Chordata, Mammalia, Rodentia, Octodontidae.
AUGGCGGAUCUUUCGAAAUACAAUCCCGGCCCCUGACAUACCAGAGGCGGCAGCCGGCGGCGGCCCGUGCGGCGCCCUCCUCGGUCCCGGCCCGGGAGCCGGCGGCUUCGCUGCGGAGGGGCGGGGCCGGGCGGAGCAGGGGCAGCGCCGGGUCGCCGGACUGUGGGGCGCUGGAGCCCGGAGGACGAGGCACCGCCGAGCACCGGAACGCCUUCCUGCAGGAGCACGGCCAUGGAGGUGGUGCCAGCUGAGGUGAAUAGCUUGCUUCCGGAGGAGAUAAUGGACACGGGGAUAACGUUAGUGGAUGAGGAUAGUAUUGAGGCUGUUAUUGUUUCAUCCCCAAUUCCCAUGGAGACAGAGCUGGAAGAAAUUGUCAACAUAAACUCUACUGGUGAUUCUGCGGCCACACCCAUUUCCACGGAGCCCGUCACAGUGUACAGUAACCACACUAACCAAGUUGCAGUGAACACCACAGUCCCUAAAGCAGAUCCUAAUACCACAGUGAAACCAGCUCUUCCAAGUGGCCUUCAAAAACUUGGUGCUCAGACUCCUGUGACUAUAUCAGCCAAUCAGAUCAUUUUAAACAAAGUAUCACAGACAUCUGAUCUUAAACUUGGCAAUCAGGCCCUUAAGCCAGAUGGACAGAAGUUAAUUUUAACAACUUUGGGCAAGUCUGGUUCACCAAUUGUUUUAGCACUACCCCAUAGCCAACUACCCCAGGCUCAGAAAGUUACAACUCAGGCUCAGUCAGGAGAUGCUAAGUUGCCACCGCAGCAAAUUAAAGUAGUUACCAUUGGAGGGAGGCCAGAGGUGAAACCUGUCAUUGGUGUCUCAGCACUGACCUCAGGAAGCCAGCUGAUUAAUCCUACAACUCAGCCCUCUGUGGUUCAGACCCAACAGUUAAAAACAGUGCAGAUUGCUAAGAAGCCCCGAACACCAACCUCUGGCCCAGUAAUCACGAAGCUGAUCUUUGCAAAACCAAUUAAUAGUAAAGCAGUUACAGGACAGACAACUCAAGUAUCACCACCAGUCAUUGCAGGUAGAGUUCUUUCACAGUCUACUCCUGGAACGCCAUCAAAGACCAUAACAAUAUCUGAAAGUGGUGUUAUUGGAUCAGCUUUAAACUCUACAACACAGACACCAAAUAAAAUUGCCAUCUCACCUUUGAAAUCUCCAAAUAAGGCAGUGAAAUCAGCUGUGCAGACUAUCACUGUCGGAGGUGUAAGCACAUCACAGUUUAAGACAAUUAUUCCUCUGGCCACCUCACCCAAUGUCCAGCAGAUCCAAGUGCCUGGCAGCAAAUUCCACUAUGUGCGCCUCGUUACUGCCACCACCGCCAGCAGCUCGACCCCCCCGACUAGCCAGAACCCCAGUACCAACACCCAACCCCUGCAGCAAGCGAAGCCAGUGGUUGUCAAUGCAACCCCAGUGCGGAUGUCAGUCCCCUUCGUCCCAGCUCAGGCUGUCAAACAAGUUGUUCCAAAACCAAUCAAUCCAGCAUCACAGAUUGUAACCAGCAGCCAACCCCAGCAGCGACUCAUCAUGCCUGCCACACCACUGCCCCAGAUCCAGCCCAACCUCACUAGCCUGCCCCCUGGAACUGUCCUGGCCCCCGCCCCAGGGACAGGGAAUGUGGGCUAUGCAGUUCUUCCAGCACAGUAUGUCACUCAGCUACAACAGUCUUCAUACGUGUCCAUAGCUAGCAACUCUACCUUCACUGGGACAUCCGGGAUCCAGACCCAGGCAAGGCUUCCGUUCAAUGGGAUAAUCCCAUCGGAGUCGGCCAGUCGGCCCAGAAAGCCAUGUAAUUGUACAAAAUCUCUGUGUUUGAAAUUAUAUUGUGAUUGCUUUGCAAAUGGUGAAUUUUGCAACAACUGCAAUUGCACUAAUUGUUAUAACAAUUUGGAACAUGAAAAUGAAAGGCAAAAAGCAAUAAAGGCCUGCCUAGACAGAAAUCCAGAAGCCUUCAAGCCGAAGAUUGGGAAGGGCAAGGAGGGAGAGUCAGACCGGCGGCACAGCAAGGGCUGCAACUGCAAGCGCUCAGGAUGUCUCAAGAACUACUGCGAGUGCUACGAGGCAAAAAUAAUGUGUUCCUCAAUCUGCAAGUGUAUUGGCUGUAAGAAUUUUGAAGAAAGCCCAGAAAGAAAGACUCUGAUGCACUUGGCUGACGCGGCUGAAGUCAGGGUGCAGCAGCAGACGGCAGCCAAGACCAAGCUAUCCUCUCAGAUUUCUGACCUGCUCACAAGGCCUGCACCAGCCUUGAGUAGCGGGGGAGGGAAGUUGCCAUUCACCUUUGUCACCAAGGAAGUAGCAGAAGCCACAUGUAACUGCCUGCUUGCCCAGGCAGAGCAAGCGGACAAGAAGGGGAAGUCAAAGGCUGCAGCAGAGCGGAUGAUACUGGAGGAGUUUGGACGUUGUCUGAUGAGUGUCAUCAACUCUGCAGGAAAAGCACGAAGUGACCCAUGCGCCAUGAACUGCUGAGCUGUGCAUAGAAAGUGGACAGAGCUGUGCAGACAGUGCAAGCUGUGGAGACAGCUGACCUUCUGGAUGAUAAGUUAACAAUUACUGUAUUUACUCAGUCCUUGUUUUAAGAGACCUGAAAUUAUAAUACUGAAAGAGAAGACAUUAUAAAUGAGGAAAUUCAUACAUUUUAAAUCUUAGUUAAUUCUGCUUACACCCCUUCUAAAUUGAAGUUUUCUUUUUAAUUUUUAUUGUAUUAUAUAGAUUUUUUAUUUUGAUUUGGUUUAAGAAUUAGAUGUUCUUUCUGAUUCUAUCAAGAAAAAAUAUUUUAUAAAUUAUGGAAUUUAUAAUGUGUGGUGUUGUAUGGCUUUGUUCAGUCAAAAAAGUCAAAGCAGCAUUGGUCCUGUGUAGCCAUUCUAGAAUGUAUACCAGUAGAAGGGCUAUAUAAAUUCUUAUGGAAUAUAUUCAAAUGGCACUUGUGUUUUAAAAAGCACUCUUUUUAAGAAAAACCAGCUUUUUAGGCUGGAGUCUGGACUAUCAAAAGAGGAAGCAAUUUCCAGGCACAAUUUUAAAAUAAAAGUUAUUUUACACACACACAAAUGAAGGGACACUAGGUAAUUUUUAGGUGUACAGUGUGUUUCUAUAAUGAGCAGUGGCUAGGAGUGCUGGGGAGUCACCAUGUUCUUUCAGGAGGUGGUAUGCAGUGGAAAUAAGUUGUCAAAGUGCUUAUUGGCUACUAGCAAGGUGAGAGGUAUGUGAAUGUGAGUAAGAAUUUUGUAGAGAGAUUAUAGAACGUCAUGUAAUCAAGUAUAAAAUUUAGCUUGGGUGGAGAAAUAAGGACUAUUGAAGCUGAAAGAGAUAAAUUUAAGGAAGGACUUUUCUCUGUAUAGCUCUCUUUGUAAACUUACGAUCUAAGAACUUUCAGACCAAUAAUUGACUUUUACUUGGUUUACUGAAAUAAGUCUCAGUAUCAGUAGCAAAGCUUUCAAAAUUGUAAUAGAAUUUCUUUUUAUAAGGGAAGCUUAUGAUGACAUUGUUUUUAGCCACUGAUCUGGUCAGCUAGAAGGUAUGUGUGCUUUCAUGUAAUUGGGUAAAAUUGGCUAAUCAUUCUCAGUAAUUAAGCUGUCAGUUUAAGGAGCCUAUGGGAGUAGGACUCUUGAUUUUAGAUAA